CUCGAAGGAAGAAGAAGGCCUGAGAAGAGCGGCGGCGAGAGAACACCGAAGACGAGGAGGCGAGGAGGGGUAACGAGGGUUCAUGGAGCCCGAGAAACCCAAAGAGGCGGCGGCGAGCCAGCCGAUGGAGGCGGAGGCCGGCGGCGACCCUGUCGAUCCCCGAGAACUAGUGUCCAGCGACGAUGAGAUAGAUUACUCCGCGGAGCCUGAGUUCUACGACCCCGAGCUGGACGAUGCGGAUGAGCGGUGGGUGAACAGGCAGAGGAAAGGGAGGACCUCUGACGCCGUGCUCAGCUGCCCCGCGUGUUUCACUACCUUGUGCCUGGAUUGCCAGAGGCAUGAGAUAUAUGUAAAUCAGUACCGUGCAAUGUUUGUUCGCAACUGCAAGGUCAAGACUGAUCAGAUUUUACGGGAGGGGAAAGGCAAACGAAAAAACCGCAAGGGAAAGGCUGCCAAUUCUUCUGCUACAUCAGAAGGUGAAAACAAGGGUGCAGUUUAUCACCCUGUUUGUUGUGAGGUCUGCUCAACUGAGGUUGGAGUGUUUGAUGAAGAUGAAGUUUACCACUUCUUUAAUGUAAUUCCUAGUAACUCCUGAAACUUGUUCUUCUGAUUGUGUAGUUUGUUGAUCCAUAGCCACGGUAGUAGUAUGAGCUAUUUACUUGCUUUUACAUUCUACUGGUAAUCAAUCUACAAUCAAUCAAGUUUGUCAGGUGCAUUAGAGUGAUAGUGUCAUACUUGUUAUAGUUUUUAUUGAUCUUUUUUAUGUAUCAAUAACUAAAAAGAUGAACAGGGUUCCCUACUCUAGUUGUCAGUUGUCAUAACAGCAGGAUUUUCCCU
Molecule: messenger RNA, 837 nt
Organism: Oryza brachyantha (malo sina)
Lineage: Eukaryota; Viridiplantae; Streptophyta; Magnoliopsida; Poales; Poaceae
Product: E2F-associated phosphoprotein
Exons: 3
Coding region: 83-595 (170 amino acids)
Biological process (GO): positive regulation of cell population proliferation
Cellular component (GO): nucleus
Source: RefSeq, a predicted model, not a curated record